Molecule: messenger RNA, 288 nt
Organism: Colletotrichum lupini
Lineage: Eukaryota; Fungi; Ascomycota; Sordariomycetes; Glomerellales; Glomerellaceae
Exons: 1
Source: RefSeq, a predicted model, not a curated record
ACAUACGUACGGAGUACGGAGCACCACACCAUCACCACCGCACAACCACCACCAGCAGGAAAUACGCCGGGUGGCUGGCGUGGAGAACGUGCUAAACCCAAUUCUGCCUGUUUUUCUCCUCGGUCCUCUUCGACAGUCAAUCGGCUCCUCUCUAUAGACUCCCAUGCAAAUGCCUGCCUGUGGAUUAUCGCAAGAGAGGUCCCAUGUUGUUGUACCUGGGACCCCGGGCCUCCUUUAUUUUGUGCCGUACGGAAUACCACGGAUACUUCAAUGUGGAUUUGCGAAUAG